Dentiscutata erythropus is the source of this 1392-nucleotide messenger RNA. Lineage: Eukaryota; Fungi; Glomeromycota; Glomeromycetes; Diversisporales; Gigasporaceae. The record is from the annotation of a GenBank genome assembly.
AUGUCCCGCUGGUAUCAUUGGCAUGAAGAACCUCUUCCGUCAACCGAAGUUGUCGAGAAAUGGGAACAUGAUGAUAUUGUAAAAUUCCUAAGCGAAAAAAAAUAUUUUGGUCUCAAUGACGAUGAUAUAAAAAUAAUUAAAAAUAAAAAUUUCAACGGCAUAGCCUUUAUUAAGUUGACUGAGGACAACCUUGAAAAGUGGGGAAUUUCGGAAGGACCAGUAAUAGUAAUAGCAGAUUUUGUCAAAACACUUAAUACCUACGUUGUAACGAAAGAGGUCCAUUGUACCGCAUCAUAUAAUAGAAAAGUAGCGAAAUUCCAGUGGACAAUAACCCGAGAGAUAGUGUCUUUAGCGGGGUUGAAAAAAAAACUUCGGGAAUACUUCACAUUCCAAGAUGGGACAGAAGAAGAGCAUAUCGUAAUAAGUCGUGUGUUGGAUGUUUUUCCACCUAUAAAAAGAAAACUUUCAACUCCACGUAUGGAGAAAACAAAACCCAGUAUGAAUGAGGUCUCAAAAAAUUCCGACCAAAUAAAAUUAGACUCGCAAAUUAAAUCAGUAGAACGUAAGUCAAUUCAUUUAUCUACUGACGAAGAUUUAAUGAGCAUAGUUUGGACUGCUAGCCCCAAGAUUGAUUUAGCGAUCAUUGUGGAUACAUGUAAUGUUUAUUUUAUAUUUAUGCUUGGUUUAUCAAAUGUAUAUUAUACGUGUCAGAUGAAAGUUCUUUUCGGUUUGAAAGCCGAUAGCUAUAUAGAAUUACCACGUUUUACAGGAGGGAUUUCAGAAAUAAAUGAGGCGCUUAGAGAUGAUAUGAUUAAAAAUAUUUUAGAAAUGCAUAUGGUAUCACCAUCUAUUGUAGGUAUAAAUGAAGCAACCCGUUGCGAAUUUAUUUCGCGAAUUAUCUAUAAAGCUGCAUCGAUGUUUGGUGGUAUCGUAAAAGUUUAUCCUCAAUAUGAGGUAUCUGGAAGCCAUGGCAAGGGACCAAUCGACUGGGCGAUCAAGAUGGAGGAUACAAUUUUCUCCGUGACUCAGGCAAAAAGAGAAAACAUUGAUCAAGCUAUCGCUCAGAACACCGUCCAAGCUCAUGCAUCACUACAACGAAAUAGGAAAAAGCGUACUUAUGAGGAAGCUGAUAUGUAUGGAGAUGUAAUGUACGGCAUUGUUACAACCGGAGUCGAUUGGAUAAUAACCAAGGUCGUCUUAAGUAAUGAGAACGAUAAUGAGAAUGGGGAUGUUCAAGUUUAUUGGAGUUCCAAGUCACCUGUGGCACUGCCUAUCAAUAAGCGAUCGUUAACUCAUGAUGACCUGGUACAACCUAUUACUGAUUUACUAGAACAAAUUAAGUGGAUUUAUGAUUUACAAAUUGAAUCGCAAAAACGGCAACGCACAGAUUAG